Messenger RNA from Oncorhynchus masou masou (cherry salmon), 3684 nucleotides. RefSeq names its product exportin-T-like. Gene Ontology annotation, cellular component: nuclear matrix; nuclear pore; cytoplasm. Gene Ontology annotation, biological process: tRNA re-export from nucleus. The record is from RefSeq and is a predicted model, not a curated record. Gene Ontology annotation, molecular function: small GTPase binding; tRNA binding. NCBI's taxonomy places the organism in Eukaryota, Metazoa, Chordata, Actinopteri, Salmoniformes, Salmonidae.
UCGACACGCCGCAAGAAAUCGACUCCUGAAAUUCCUGUUCUGAACCCUUAGCCGAGCUAAACAGACAAACUUGAAGUGCUUUUUUUGGGUAAUUCCUGACGAUUUAGGGAUGUACUGACGGACGGAGACGAUGAAGAUAAAAGUAUAGCAAUAAGAUGUGCUUGGCCUGCCGGAGGGCAGCAACAGAAGACAGUGAAACUACCGUGGAAGCAGCAACAGAAGACAGUGAAACUACCGUGGAGGGCAGCAACAGAAGACAGUGACACUACCGUGGAGGGCAGCAACAGAAGACAGUGAAACUACCGUGGAGGGCAGCAACAGAAGACCUUCUCAUGGCCUGCCAGUCUGUCUCCAUCAUCAACAUGGACGAGCAGGCCCUGCUGGGGCUCAACCCUAACGCAGACGCCUGCUAUAGGCAGAAGGCGAUGGUGUAUUUUGAGCAGUUGAAGGAGUCCCAGGAUGCCUGGGAGGUGUGUGCAGAGGCCCUGGCGAAAGGCAUUUACAGUGACGACCAUGUGAAGUUCUUCUGUUUCCAAGUCCUGGAGCACCAGAUCAAGUACAGACAUGGAGGGCUCAGUCCUGCCCAGCAACAGCUGAUCAGAGAAACCCUGAUGAAGUGGCUGCAGGGUCAGUUAAUGAACUCCCAGCCAGAGAAGCCGUUCAUCCGUAACAAGGCAGCCCAGGUGUUUGCUCUGACCUUCGUGAUGGAGUACCUGACCCACUGGCCCAAGUUCUUCUACGACCUGCUGUCCCUAGUGGGCCUGAACCCACACGGGGUCGACGUCUACCUCAGAACACUGAUGGCUAUCGACGCUGAGGUGGUGGACAGAGACAUCCUGCACUCCCCUGAGGAGGUUCGUAGGAACACAUUAAUAAAAGAUGGUAUGAGGGAGCAGGUCAUUCCCAGCCUGGUUGAGUCCUGGUACCAGAUCCUCGGGGCCUAUCAGCAGUCUCACCCUGAGAUCACCUGUCAAUGUCUGGAGGUAGUGGGGGCAUACGUCUCCUGGAUAGACCUCAACCUCAUCGCCAACGACAGGUUUGUGAACCUGCUGCUGAGUCAGAUGUCUGUGGAGGACCUGAGAGAGGAGGCGUGUGACUGUCUGUUUGAGAUUGUCAAUAAAGGAAUGGACCCGACAGACAAGACCAAGCUGGUCGAGUCCCUCUGUCAGGUCCUGCAGUCGGCGGGCUUCUUCAACGUGGACCAGGAGGAGGAUGUGGACUUCCUGGCCAAGUUCUCCAGACUGGUGAACGGGAUGGGCCAGUCUCUGGUGCUGAGUUGGACCAAACUGGCCAAGGGGGGCGACGUGAAGGAGGCCGCCGAGGCGCUGCGUGCCCUCGAGACCAAGGUUCCUCUGCUCCUCCAGCUGUUGGUCCACGACGACGAUGACAUCUCAGCCAACAUCGUAGGCUUCUGCUACGACUACCUGAACGUACUCAAACAGGGGUCCGAGUGGCAGAGUAACAUGCGUCAGGUAGGGAGAGGAGGACAGGAGGCCAUUGAAGAGUACUGGGACUCAGACAAGUUCCCGCUGCUGACAGACCAACAGAAGACUCACGUUGAGGACAUCAUGUUGGCCGUCAUGAAGAAACUAACUUAUGAUGAAGAGUACAACUUUGACAACGAGGGGGAGGAUGAAGCGAUGUUUGUAGAGUACAGGAAACAGUUGAAGAUGCUGUUGGAUCGCCUGGCUCAGGUGUCUCCUGACCUUCUCCUGGAAGCUGUGGGCAGAGUCUUCAACAACACCAUACAGCGUUGGCAGACGGCGUCCUUCAUGGAGGUGGAGGUGGCCGUCAGGCUGCUGUACAUGCUAGGAGAGGCUCUGCCUGCGUCUCACGGAGCUCACUUCUCUGGCGACACGGCCAAGACCUCCGCCCUGCAGGACAUGAUGAGAACGCUGGUCUCCUCUGGUGUCAGUGGUUACCAACACACGUCUGUGUCGCUGGAGUUCUUUGAGACGGUGGUUCGUUACGACAAGUUCUUCCUGGUUGAACCGCAGCACAUCCCGAAUGUCCUGAUGUCCUUUCUGGACCAUCGGGGUCUGAGACACAGCAGUCCUAAGGUCCGUAGCAGAGUGGCCUACCUCUUCUCACGAUUCGUCAAGACUCUGCAUCGUACCAGUAAGGCGUUCAGCAACAAGCAGACAGUGAAGCAGUGUGGAUGUACUGAAGUCUACAGAGACUGUCUGCAGACCUUCCUGCCUGCACUGAGCUGUCCUGUCCAGAGGGGGUCUCUGCGUAGCGCUGUCCGCUCCUUCCUCCACCGCAUGAUCAUCUGUCUCGAAGAAGAGGUCCUGCCCUUCGUCCCUGCGGCAUCGGAACACAUGCUGAAGGACUGCGAGGCCAAGGACCUGCAGGAGUUUAUACCACUCAUCAGUCAGAUCACUGCCAAGUUCAAGGUAACCAGGGACCUGCAGGAGUUUAUACCACUCAUCAGUCAGAUCACUGCCAAGUUCAAGGACCAGGUCUCUCCGUUCCUGCAGCAGGUGUUCAUGCCUCUGGUCCUGGCCAUCUUUGAGGUGUUGUGUCGACCUGCUGAGGACAACGACCAGGCAGCAGCUCUGGAGAAACAAAUGUUACGUAGAAGCUACUUCACCUUCAUACAGACGAUAACCUCCAGCGGGAUGAAUGAAGUCCUGGCCAACCAGGGUGUUGAGAACGUAGAGCGGGUUCUGUUCACCAUCAUCCAGGGAGCUGUCGAUAUUGACCCCAUCGCCCAGAAGACCUGCUUCAUCAUCUUGUCCAAGCUGGUGGAACUCUGGGGAGGUAAAGACGGUAUGGCUGGUUUCCCAGACUUCAUCUAUAAACACAUCGUCCCAGCAUGCUUCCUGGCUCCUCUCAAACCGUCCUUUGAUCUCACAGACGCUCAGACCGUCCUGACGUUGUCAGAGUGUGCUCUGACGUUGAAGAUGAUUCAUCUCAGAAGGGGUCCGGAGUUUAUCCAGUACCUUCAACAGGAGUACCUCCCUUCUCUACAGGUGUCGCCCGAAAUCACACAGGAAGUGUGUCAAGUGCUUCAGCAGCCAGACGCCAAGGUCCUCAAAAACUACAUGAAGGCUUUCUUUCAGCGAGCCAAACUGUAAAUACGAACCGAGCUGGAAGGAUUGAGAGAGGACACUGGAAACUAAGAGAAGACUGGUAGUGAGAUAGUACCACUCAGUACGGACAGCCGGACGGAGAGAUCUUAAAGACGGAGAGCUUAGCAUAGGAGCGGCCUUAGCACUUCUGAAGGUAACUGCAUAACCCCGCCCAUCCUGUCCACGCGGGAGGGAACGGAGCCAAGACACAAGGAGGCUUUCACUGGGGUGACCACACCCCCCUCCAAUGAUCCAGGACCAAUCAAGGACGUGCUCUCCCUCUGGGGUGGUACCCUGGUCAAGUGAAGAUGUGAUUGGUUGAAUUCUCUGCAAGACAGGAAGUAAACUAGAGUAUAGGCUUAUGGAACAAGGCUUCCAUAUUAGACUACCAAGUAUCCUUUAACAGGCCUCAUCUGUCUGUUGGUAAUGAUCCAACAAUGACCUGAACACAAUCUAACGAUUAGGAUUUAUUCCUUUAUAAAAAUGUUGUUUUUUUUGUUUUUUUUAAAACAUUUUCAAGAUGUCUUUCAUUUGAGUGGUUGAACGUGGAGGUUUUGUUUCUCUUUGCCCUGUGAAUGAAUUGAUGGACAAAAUAAAAGGGCUGGCUUGA